This is a messenger RNA of Arabidopsis lyrata subsp. lyrata, 528 nucleotides long. RefSeq lists its product as uncharacterized. The record is from RefSeq and is a predicted model, not a curated record. Gene Ontology annotation, molecular function: zinc ion binding. The transcript has a single exon. Bases 1 to 528 code for a protein of 175 amino acids. NCBI's taxonomy places the organism in Eukaryota, Viridiplantae, Streptophyta, Magnoliopsida, Brassicales, Brassicaceae.
AUGCCAAAGAUCGAAAUGCUAGGGGAGGAGAUGAGUGAAAUGUCGGAAGGGGGAUCUAGCUCAACAACAAGAGGUAAGAGCUCUGUAUUGGAGGAUGGCGGCUACGAAUGCGACUGCGGGAAGGCGGCGCUAGUCCGACAAUCAUGGACAGACGCAAAUCCAGGUAGGCGAUUCUAUAGGUGCGGAGCCGGUUGGAAAAACAUCUGCAACUACUUUCGGUGGCGCGAUCUUGAGAAACCACAUGGAUGGCAGAAAAUAGCACUUUUGGAAGCAAGGGACUUGAUAAAGUCACAAGCAGAGGAGCUUACAAAGCUUAGAGCGAUUGUUGGUGGCCAAGAAGCAAGGAACACAGAGGACGAAGGGAGUGAGCUCCUUCGUAGGUUGGAAGACAUGGAAAAGGAGAAUAUGGCUCUACGAAGUUAUGUGAAGGCAAGCGCGGCGAAGGAUCAAACCAUCCGUCAGGUGGUCAUUAUCUCUUGGAUAGGUUUUGCUUGUGUUGUGGCAACAAUAGUUCAUGCAUUAAAGUAG